This is a messenger RNA of Polypterus senegalus (gray bichir), 12790 nucleotides long. It is a transcript of the gene chd6, whose product is annotated as chromodomain helicase DNA binding protein 6. Lineage: Eukaryota; Metazoa; Chordata; Cladistia; Polypteriformes; Polypteridae. Gene Ontology annotation, molecular function: ATP binding; protein binding; ATP-dependent chromatin remodeler activity. The transcript has 35 exons. The record is from RefSeq and is a predicted model, not a curated record. The coding region runs from base 221 to 7870 and encodes 2549 amino acids.
CGAAAGGCGGGGCUAUGUGCAAGCUAGGCUGCUCUCGCAGGCUGCCUGGGCUAAACUUCACCAAAUAAUAGCUGUUUGUAUUUUGGCUGCUGCAGUAGCCAUUUUAGGUAGUGAAUGAACAGUUCUCAAGUGGCUGUUUUUCAAGGAUGACUUCGGAAACUGCAGUCAGCUAUGUCAAGACUUUUCUUGGUAAAUUAAGAAAUACAAAAGAAUACAGCUAAUGAAAAUACUGAAGAAAGAAAAGCAGAUGUCUGCCUCGACUGUAUUAAAGCACACUCCAUCAACAGUUGCCAUUGACCAAAAUGCACAGUCACUAUUUACAAGAAAGCAGUCAGAUCUGCAUGAUCAAGUAAGGGCCACUGAACUUUCCAGUUAUUUCACAUCUUCAACAAGGCACGAUUGCACAGGUGAGCAAAUGGAAAGUGUAAACUUAAACUUGGCAAAACCUGCAAAUGGUGUUGAGGAUGAUGGCGGAGGCUGUCGAGUAAAAAAAAAGCGUAAGAAAAAAGAAAGGAAUGAACCUGGUAGUGCAGCAAAUGGAGCAAGCAUAAAAGAAAUUAAACCAAAGAAGAAGAGAGAACCUAAGGAAAGUAAAGAACCCAGAAAGCCCAAGGAGCUAAAAAAAUCCAAGGAACUCAAACAACAAAAAGAUCCGAAGAAACCAAGAAAGCCUCGGGAGGCCAAGCUAUCCAAGGAAAAGUCAAUGACUGGUUUGAACCAGAAACACAAAAGUCGAAAGAACAGUAAAGAACAAGGCCCAACACCAGUGGAGAAAAAGAAGAAAGGAAAAAGGAAAAAUGAGAACUCUCUGGACAAUUUAGAAUCUGAUGAAGGACUCUCCCUGACUACAAAUAUCCCCAGUACAGAAGAUACAAAUGAUUCUGUGGACGGACAGAAGAGGCGAUCAGGCAGACAAGUGAAGCGCAGGAAAUAUAAUGAGGACCUGGACUUCAAAGUGGUCGAUGAUGAUGGUGAGACAAUUGCUGUGCUUGGAACAGGAAGGAUGCCAGCACUUUCAACAUCCACGCUAGCUUGGCAAGCAGAGGAACCCCCAGAAGAUGAAGCUAACAUAAUCGAGAAGAUCCUCUCUGUUCGUAUUGUAAAAAAAGAGACGUCGCCCAUUGAGCUGCUGAAUGAGACUGAAGAGUUUUAUGUGAAGUACAGAAACUUUUCUUACCUUCACUGUAAAUGGGCAACUCUUGAAGAACUUGAGAAAGAUCCAAGAAUACAUCAGAAGAUCAAACGCUUCCGAAAUAAGCAAGCGCAAAUGAAACACAUAUUUACUGAGCCGGAUGAAGAUCUAUUUAAUCCUGACUACAUUGAAGUGGACCGGGUUUUAGAAGUAGCCCACACAAAGGACACAGAGACUGGUGAGGAAGUUACACAUUAUUUGGUGAAGUGGUGCUCCCUGUCCUAUGAAGAAAGCACUUGGGAGCUGCAGGAAGAUGUAGAUCCAGGAAAAAUUAAAGAAUUUGAGGAUAUCAAAAAGAUUCCAGAAAAUAAGCCUGUGGAUCGUCCAGCUGCAGAUGCUUGGCAAAAGUUAGAAAAGUCACGAGAUUAUAAGAAUGGGAAUGAACUGCGAGAAUAUCAACUGGAAGGGAUGAACUGGCUUUUGUUCAAUUGGUAUAAUAGAAAAAACUGUAUCCUGGCUGAUGAAAUGGGGUUGGGAAAAACAAUCCAGUCCAUCACAUUUCUGUUUGAGAUUUUUCUGAUGGGACUUCGGGGACCAUUUCUUAUUAUUGCUCCUCUGUCUACCAUUACAAAUUGGGAGCGCGAGUUCCGCACUUGGACAGAUAUGAAUGUUAUUGUUUACCAUGGAAGCCAAAUCAGCAGGCAGAUGAUCCAGCAGUAUGAAAUGUUUUAUAAGGAUGAACAGGGGAUCACUUUGCCAGGCAUUUUCAAGUUUCAUGCAAUUAUCACAACUUUUGAGAUGAUUCUCGCUGACUGUCCUGAACUUAAGAAAAUCCAGUGGCGUUGUGUGGUUAUUGAUGAGGCUCACCGUCUGAAGAACCGAAACUGCAAGCUGUUAGAAGGAUUGAAACUCAUGAAUUUGGAACACAAGGUAUUACUUACUGGAACCCCUUUGCAAAACUCUGUGGAGGAGCUUUUUAGCCUUUUAAACUUCCUGGAACCCAAUCAGUUUUCUUCAGAAAACACCUUUCUUGAGGAAUUUGGAGAUCUAAAAACAGAGGAGCAGGUAAAAAAGCUUCAAGCUAUUCUUAAGCCCAUGAUGCUAAGAAGACUAAAAGAUGAUGUGGAGAAGAAUCUUGCACCGAAAGAAGAGACCAUCAUUGAGGUUGAGCUGACCAACAUUCAAAAGAAGUACUACAGGGCGAUACUGGAAAAGAACUUUACCUUUCUGGCAAAGGGAGCCAAUCAGCACAAUAUGCCCAACCUCAUUAACACAAUGAUGGAGCUGAGAAAGUGCUGUAACCACCCAUACCUGAUCACGGGUGCUGAGGAGAAAAUUUUAGAGGAUUUCCGAAAAAAACACAACCCAGAGGCCUGGGAUUUUCAAUUGCAAGCAAUGAUCCAGGCAGCUGGAAAACUGGUUUUGAUAGAUAAACUUCUUCCCAAGUUAAUAGCUGGAGGACACAAGGUGCUUGUCUUCUCUCAGAUGGUACGCUGUCUAGAUAUCUUGGAGGACUACCUCAUUCAAAGAAGGUAUACCUAUGAGCGAAUUGAUGGUAGAGUUCGAGGAAACCUGCGGCAAGCUGCAAUUGAUCGAUUCUGUAAAGCAGACUCAGAUCGGUUUGUGUUCCUGCUGUGCACUAGAGCUGGAGGCCUGGGUAUUAACUUAACUGCUGCUGAUACAUGUAUCAUUUUUGAUUCAGACUGGAACCCACAGAAUGAUCUGCAGGCUCAGGCUCGCUGUCACAGAAUAGGUCAGAGUAAAGCAGUCAAGGUUUAUCGUUUGAUCACACGUAACUCCUAUGAGAGAGAGAUGUUCGACAAGGCCAGUCUAAAGCUGGGUCUGGAUAAAGCUGUACUGCAGGACAUUAACAGGAAAGGCAGCACUAAUGGGGUUCAACAGCUUUCUAAGAAGGAAGUAGAAGAUCUUUUACGGAAAGGGGCAUAUGGAGCACUUAUGGAUGAGGAAGAUGAGGGUUCCAAGUUCUGUGAGGAAGAUAUUGACCAAAUCUUGCAACGCAGGACGCAAACAAUUACCAUCCAGUCAGAAGGGAAAGGUUCUACUUUUGCCAAGGCAAGCUUUGUAUCUUCUGGAAACAGAACAGACAUAUCUUUGGACGAUCCUAAUUUCUGGCAGAAGUGGGCAAAAAUUGCAGAACUGGAAAUUGAGUCUAUUGAUGAAAAGGAGAGCUUAGUGAUUGACACACCUCGUGUAAGGAAGCAAACUAGACAUUAUAACUCAUUCGAGGAUGAUGAGUUGAUGGAGUUCUCAGAGCUGGAUAGUGACUCUGAAGACAGGCCUUGUCGUACCCGACGUCUAAAUGAACGAAACCGACGCUACAUGCGAGCAGAGUGCUUUAGGGUGGAGAAGAAUUUGCUCAUAUUUGGCUGGGGCCGCUGGAAGGACAUCCUUACACAUGGCAGAUUUAAGUGGCACUUGGCAGAGAAAGACAUGGAAGUAAUAUGUAGAGCACUUCUAGUAUAUUGCGUGAAGCAUUAUAAAGGAGAUGAGAAAAUUCGAAGUUUCAUCUGGGAUCUCAUUACACCUACUAAGGAUGGCCAGAACCAAGCUUUGCAGAACCAUUCAGGUCUGUCUGCUCCAGUUCCACGAGGGCGUAAAGGGAAAAAGAUGAAGAACCAGAUGUCACUUCCUGAAAUAAAGAAUGCUGACUGGUUAGCAAACUGCAAUCCUGAGACUGUACUCUGUGAUGAUAGCUACAAGAAACAUCUGAAGCAGCACUGUAACAAGGUUUUACUUAGAGUCAGAAUGCUUUAUUACUUGAAGUCAGAAAUACUUGGGGAGGCAGCAGACAAAGCAUUAGAAGGCAUUUCUGCAAGUAAACUAGAUAUCGUUCUCCCAGAUAUUGACUACGUGGAGAUUCCAGCACACUGGUGGGAUGCAGGCGCUGACAAGUCGUUAUUAAUUGGUGUCCACAAACAUGGUAAAAAUACAAAUGUGAUUUAUGAAGUAAUUAUAAGCAUGGAUGUCGACAUUGGUUUAUCCUCAUCUUUGCCAUGUUCACUUGACCAGACAGUUUUUGUGGAGCCUAUAACAGAGGAACGUGCUGCUAGAACACUAUAUCGUAUUGAGCUGCUGCGGAAGGUUCGGGAGCAGGCGCUGAGACACCCUCAGCUGGGUGAGCGUCUUAAAUUGUGCCAGCCCAGUUUGUACCUCCCAGUUUGGUGGGAGUGUGGCAAGCAUGACCGAGACCUCCUCCUUGGUGUUGCCAGACAUGGUCUCAGUCGCACAGACUACUACAUCCUUAAUGACCCCCAGCUUUCCUUUUUGGAGGCACAUAGGAAUUAUGUCCAGAAGGAGAAUAAGUGUCAGUCUGCGGCUACAACCCAUUGCUGCCUGUAUAAAGCCAGUAUCAGUCAGCAAGGAUCUCUGGUAGACUAUCCAUGUGGUCAUACCCUGAUGGAACCUACUGGGGUCAUUGAUGAUCCUUUAUUAGAUGUUGUACAUACUCAUAAAGAUCCAUAUAUGGAGUGCAGCUCCAUCGAUGACUCCAUGGACCUUGUUUCUCUUCAUCCAGAUGAGAGCUUAGGAGCAGUGGACACUUUACACAACAAAUCUGCAAAAGGUGCUACUAAUGGCUUCCCUUUCAAGACUGACACUGGUGGCCAGAACAUGUUAAAUACGUACAGCGUACAGAAUGAUGUACAAGGUGAAAUGGAGUCAGUUGAGAGUAAAUUACAGGCUUCUGCAGAUAGCAGUGAUCCAGCCCACUGUGACUCUGAUUUGAUGGGUGCUUCUGAGGACCUAGAUGAGUUUCAAAGCCAGUGGGAAAGUGGCCAGCAUUCUAGUGGCACUGAUAUGUUUAAUGAGUCUGAUGCUAUCUUAAGUGGACAGACCUUGGAAAGCGAAUUCUUGGAUUCCACUCAUCAGGAUGAGUCCAGAGUGGACAGCAGCUUGGCUGACUGCAUGAUGAUACCAAACCUGGGUUCACAGAGUAGCACUGUGGAUAAUUUACAGACGAGUUUCAUGUUGUUUAAGGACCUUGCCACUUCAGAUCAAAAUGGAGUCUUGAAUGAUGACCAUUGUGUGUCAGGAUGCCUGCCACAUGGUGUGGCUGAUGCAGAAUUACAUAAUGACAGUGCAAGCAGCCCACAGGAGAAUGCUGGUGAUAAUGGGGAAAAGAUGAGUGAUUCAGAUGUUACUCAUAGUGUCCCAAGCCCAUGUGACGGACCAGAGAGAGUAAACUUGGAUUUUGAAAAAGAAGAUCUUUCUCAAGAUGAUCGAAGUAAUGCAGAAGUCACAGAAGAAUGCAUACAGCAGACUGAGUACUGUACCUGUGAUGUUAGCAGCAAUCAAACUCAUCAGAGUCUAAAAAAUGAACCAUUGUUGCUGCCACCUGCUCUGUUAGAUGGGGAAGCAGAAAGUGAGUCCAAGGACAAUAUAUCAGAGGAGAAAGUGCCAUAUUUAGAGGCAGGAAUGCAGAAAGAGAAACUUGUGCAUUUAUCACCUAAGCAAGAAAACCUAGAGGAGAUUGAUGGAGUGCUGAAAGAAGUCAAGGAGGCCGAAGGUCAGACUAAAGGGGAGGAAAACUGCGAAGAAGAGAAAUAUGGGAGCAGGUGUAUCCAAAGCAAUGCUGCUCAGGAAAUUCGAGAGCCCACUAUUGCACAGCUGCUACAGGAAAAAGCACUUUACUCCUUUUCAGAGUGGCCAAAGGAUAGAGUAAUAAUAAAUCGGAUUGAUAACAUCUGUCAAGCCAUCUUGAAAGGAAAAUGGCCGUCUUCUAGUCAGCAGUUUGACUCGCCUACCUUCGUUUCCACUCCGGGUUUGCAAAACAACAUUGCUCAGAGGAACACUUUCCUUCCUUCUCGGAUGCCAUCAAGCACAAAUCUCAGCUUUAAUAUUGGAGCAUCUGUUUCCCACCUGGCUAAGGAUGGAUUGAUGGGCAUUCCCUACUUGCGGGAUGUAAAACAAGCCAAACGGGGAUUUGAAUUUGAACCAGAAGUCACCUCCAAGUUAGGCAGGAUUGAAAAAAUUCCUAUUGCUAUUACUCACGCCAGUGCUCCAUUGGUUCUAAAUGGUUGGCAGGAGACUGCUAUAGACCUGUCGAAAGCUGGGGACCUUAAUGCAAGCCCUUCCCAAAUGCACCUCAGCAGUGGAGCAAAUAAAAUGGGUUCCAUCAGUGCACUCCAGAGCACACUUGGGAUGGACAUGGCUGGCAUCCUGCAAGCAGGGCUUAUUCACCCGGUGACUGGACAGAUUGUCAACGGUAACCUGCGGCGGGAUGAUGCUGUCAUGAGGAGAAGGCGUGGGCGUCGGAAGAAUGUAGAAGGUGUGGACCUCCAGUUUUCUAAAAGCCAAAGCUUUCAGGAGCAGAAUGGAGAUGGUGAUCAAAAGCAGGGCAUAACUGGAAAUGUUCAACCAGAAAAGCAAAACUCCACUAGCCAUUCUCCUCAGGCUGAGAGAAGCACAGUUGACAGAGAUGUACCUAAUAAAAGCUUGUUGGAAUGGCUAAGGCAGAACCCAAACUAUAGUAUGGAGAUGCAUCAAUUCCCUCAUAAUGUUGGGAUUCUACAUGGAUUUGCAGAGCGGCCAAAACAGAGAAGACAUCGUUGCAAAGAUCCCAGCAAGUUAGAUGUAAAAUCUUUGACUGGAGAAGAAAGAGUCCCUGUGGUUCAUAAAGGAACCGGAAGAAGGUUGGGAGGAGCAAUGGCCCCAGCAAUGAAAGAGCUCUCUCGGUGGCUUGAUGCAAACACUGAUUAUGCUGUGGCUCCAGACUGGGCAGAGAUUGUCCGGCACUCGGGUUUCUUACCAGAAGGGAAGUUCAACAGAAUUCUCACAGAGCCAGUGUCCAGGGACUUGGGUCCAAGGAGACGUGGUAGGCGUCCACGAAGCGAAAUAAUCAAAUCAGCUGGAAUAAUGGCAGAUUCUUCAUCUACAGUGGGUCCUUUAUUCAUGAAUGGACUCAUCAGUGGCAUGGAUUUGGUGAGCCUUCAGAACCUGAGGAACAUGCAGAGCAUUCCUCUGACUGGAGUUAUGGGGUUUCCUCAUAGCUUUGCUGCAGUUUCAGCAGGGGAGGAUCCCAAAAACAGUGUAAACAUGUUGCCUAUGAUGCUACACAGUAUGGCAACUGUUCAGCCACACAUGUUUAGUGUUAGCGGACUGCUGAACCCAAUGGUGACAACAGCAGCAACCACUGUAACACCAACAGUAACCUCUACAUCGGAGAGCACAGCCAACAGUAGUGACUCCUCCAGUACAGAGACAGCAUUGACAGACAAGGAGAGACCAGAAGAGUCAAAAAAAGAAGAUAAAGCAUCUGAGGAAAUUUCGAACAGCUCUGGUACCAUCCCUGGGACAAGCAAUCACCCCGAAACCACAGUAACCACAACUGGCACUUUAGCAUUUAAUCCCUUUCUGAUCCCAGGAAUGUCCCAUGGACUGUUGUAUCCGCACAUGUUCCUUCCUCAUGGUAUCAGUAUGGCACUACCUGGGAUGCAGCCUGCAAGUCCCUCAGAUGGUUCCAACACAGAAAGCCCCAAGCGCAAAAAGAGGAAAGUCAAAGACGAGUGUGGGACAGAGAUUACUGCCAGCACUGGACAUAAGGCUGAAAGUGCUACAUCACCUCAAAUAACUCUGGAAAAUCAGACUGAAGCCAGCACAAAGUCUGGCGAAUCAGAAUCCUCUUGUGGGUGUGAGCCAGAAAGAAAGCAGGAAGAAGAGGGGUGGGAUUUGCAUGAAGGGGAAGUGGGAAAUCAAAUUAAAGGUGAUGUGUUCCAUUAGACCACCUCUAGUACUUUACUACAAAGUUACCAGUUUGUGGUGUGUAGGUGAGAGAUAAUACAUGUAAAGUCUUUUAAUAUCACUUAUUAAUGUUUCUAGCUCUCCACAGUCCUUGAUUUGUGAUUGUACUAGCCCCACCCAUUUCAAGUUGGUUACAUAAAACAUAACACUAAAUGGUACUUAAGGGUAAAGCAUGCAUAGGCAUGCAUCCCGACCCUUAAGACCAACCUGCUGUCUAGGGUUUGAAUGGAGUAGUAUUGAGUUAUCUAGCUGCAACACGCACACAUUGCAUCUUGGGUUUUUUUUUGAUGGUAUAUGAACAUUGGUUGACAAAUCCAAGGCGGAAACAUUGGGAUGAAAGAAACUGUUUAUUCAUCUCCACCUUUCCCAUUUUAAACUUAUUAAUACUGAUAAUGUUUUUCUUCUCAUUUGCAUACUUCACUGCUCAUGCUUUCUUGCCUUUUCCUGCUCAGUACAGACUUGUACAGUUUCCUUCACACCAUUUAGUAUUAUGUUAAGGCAAUGCCAUUAUUUUUAUUACCCACUCUAUUAAGAACCUAAAAGUGGAAAAAGGUUGAAUCAAAUUAAAAAUCAUAAUGUCUGGUAUUUGUUAGCACGCCUCUGAAGAUUUUUGAGUUCUUAUUUUAAUCAGCACAUGAGGUAUUUUAAACAAUACGUACCUUUUUGCACAUUUUUGAUUUAGUAGCGUUUAUUUUAAAAAGAUUACAAACUCCAAAAAAAAAAAAAAAAAGAAUUCUUGUCAAUGAUGGUCACUUUUCUAAAUGAUCAUAUUUACUACAGGUUAACCUACAGUGCUAGGUUAUAAUGAUAAUUUUAGUGCCAUAGUGGGAAUCUGUUGGAUUACAGUAUCUUUUAUUACAGUGCAGGUGCACAUAAGCGCAGUUCAGGGUAGAGGAGAAGUUCAUGUGAAUGACAUGAAAAUAAAGAAAGAGUAGCCCAUUUGUUGGUGGGUACAGAAGAAAGGCCACAAAGCCAAGUUUAAUGUAUGUAUAACCUCCCCUAUUUUACAAUACUAGAGCAGUAGAAUUAAGCAUAUAUGAAAAGUUUUAAAAUAUCUAUUUUCUUAAUGUUUCAAAAAGGCCUUGUCUUUUUUUUAUCUUCUGCCUAAUGUUUAUGUUACACAUUAUAUUAUGCCUUGCCAGUACUUUUUGUUGUUUGUUUUUAAUAGUAUCUCACUAUAUAUAAAGGCUGGAAUUCUUUUAUUAUCCAAAAAUCUAAUCCUCAUUGUUACCUUACCACUGCCACAUUUUCAGUUUUACUUCAGUCACUUAAAAAGGGUCUUUUAUUCUUACUCUUACAUAAAUACUUCUAUUUCCCCAUGUAUGUAUUCUUAAUAUGUAUUUCCUUUGUACUAGUGCAGAUGACCUCAUCAUUGCUAUUAAGUGCCAGCUUGGUUCCCUUUUCCUUUUUAUACUUACUGUUGUCAUUUUUGUGUUACUUGUCUGAAUAGGUAGAUUUUAAAUAUGAAUCAUCACAUGUAGUUUGGUUAUCUGGAGGAUCCAUCAUUCUGCGUUUUCCCAGGAGGAAAUUCACAGAUACUUACCUUUGUCUUGUUUAAUUAGAAAGUAUGAUAAAAUCCUUCAUGACAAAAGCCUUAUUUAAUGUUUUUGCUUGUAUGCAGAUGGUUUAUGAUAUGUGUGCAAUUUCAGUUGCUUACAAUUGGUCCUUCGAAAAGAAAAAAGUACUGGUGCGUUUUGUUUUUUUUUUUGUAUUGUUUUUUUUUUUUCUCUUUCUACACCAGGGCACAUAAUAAAUUAGUGCCUAUUAUUCGUGUUCAAGACUGGCUUGUAUUGUCUGUAUCUUGGCAUGUUGUUGGUAUUGUCAUGUUGUUGUCCAGUUUUUUUUUUCUUGGGGGUAAAACAAAAAAGCAGUUACUGCCUUACUGGGAGAAGGAAAAGAACAUAGGCAAGAUAUGAUGAAAUGCAGCUACAUUCUACCGACUCAGAGCUCAGGGUUAGGGUCCCUGUUAUUUUAAUCUCCUGCAUAGCAUGGGUGCUGUCUGUUCAUUUUCUUUAACAUAAUGUGAACAAUAGCUGUGGUACCCUCUUUGGGCAGCUAGACAAGGUACAAGUACAGCUGGCUGUACUCUUCUGCAGCUUCACACCUCAACUACUGCAAAUAGUUAGCUAAAACAGGUCUUCCCAUAGUAAUUCAUUUUUUAAUGUUGUCAUUAUUUUAGUACAAUUUGAGAAAGUGUGAAGUUGGAAACAUUGUAAAGGAGUUGGCCUCCUUGUACCCUCUUACACAUAAAAUUCAUCUAAUCAACAAAAGAUAACCGUCAUUCCAUUGUAACUCUUUAAAAUAUUCAUCCAUUCAUAAUUUUGGUUCUAAAGUGUUAUAGACAAUCAUUUUAUAAAGAGUCUCUUCUCAACAUACUAGGUUAGGCUUAAUUUCGUUGGACCAAAUCCGACAAGAAAGUAAGAUGGUCACGGAGUCCAUUCAGCACUCCAUCCACAUUCUAACCAUCGUAUCAAGAACAGGUUUGCAGGGAACCAGUGCCUUUGUUGGCAGAACUGGGCAUGAGAUAGAAAUCAACCCUGGGCAAGAUAGCGGUCCCUCUCGGAGCACACUUGCCCAUACCCACCAUCACUGAUUCAUACACUAGGCCAAUCAGAGUUGUCAUUUAACUUUACACAUAUAAGAAACAGGUAGACUUUUGCUAAAGUUAAACAUGUUUUAAUUUGCACAAUUUUACCUAAACUAUUUUAGAGAGUGCUUUUUAAUGUGCAUAUUCUUUGAACAUAUUUUAAAGAUUUUUUUAAGACAGAGGCUAUGAAGUACCAGUUCUGUUUUAGUGCAUUUCUGAAUAUGCUCUUUAUGUGUAAAUGCAUAUGCAGCAUAUGCUUGAAAGAUAAAUAACUCCUUAAUGUGAUAAGCUAAGGGCAGUCAUAUUCUUGAAUUAUUUUUCCAAACAUUUAAAGUACAUUUUUUUUGUAAAUUUACAGAAUGUACUGUAUGUGCCGUGGAAUUUAGUAAUUUCCAUUAUUCACCUACAGUUUUACUUUGCCAUCUUUGCAUUGUUUUGAUGCCAGAAAUAUAACCAGAAAGCUUAACCAUUUACUUGAUUGUAAAUAGAAAAAUUACUGGAUUUGAUGCAAAGCUACAGUGAAAGGGAACCUUCAAAAGUCCUCUGAUAAGCUGCAAAAAAGAGGUGAGGAAGGACAUUGUUUCUCAUUCUUAUUUGUUUAAAUGUGUUUCUUUGUAGGAUGUUCCCUGCAUUAUUAAAUAUGUGGACAGGCCUAAGAAAAUUUGCUGUUUUAGGAAUCUAUCUGGUUUGUCAUCUUCUUUGGGCUUGUUCAUCGAUCUUUGUGGCAACGGCAUCUAUCAACUACAGAUUUCAUCUUUUAUGAGCAGUUGUACAAACUUGAAAAGUUUUUCAUCGAGUGAUUUCCCUUUUAUGAGGUUUUCUUUUUAUUACAGUCAGUUUAUUUUAUCAUGAUUAUUAUUAACUCAUAAUUACUUUAAAUAUUCACAGUAGGACUAACAAGUUCACUACUUGCAAACAAACUGGCUUGAGGCUUAGCUGCAAGUGCCAUCUCUCUGGCUUGUAUAGGCCUGAUGGUCCACAGUUAAUCUGCAAAUAGAGAGACAUUCCCACCAGUGAUUGAAGGUCCAUGCCUCAGGUGACAGUGAAACCAGUUUGCUGAAGAUUUACAGCCUCAUCCUAGCUUUUCACUGACUCCCAAUUCUAGGUAUCAUUUUAAAAACUUGAAGUUUUCUAAGCAGUGCAAAAGAAUAAAAAAAAGGUUGAUGACAGUGUUGUAAUAUUUAUUCCGUUUACAUGUUGUCUCUCUAUUUACUAUGUUUGUAGUCCUUUUCUGUUACUUGUUGAAUAAUCCAAAGGUCCAAUAUUUUGGAGUCAAAUAUUUCAGAUUUAUUUAUUUUACAUUUCAUGGUUAUCAUUGUUCCUUUUUUACCUCUUAAGUUAUAUAUGUAAAAGGCAAAACUUUGAUAUUGCAAGCAAUCUAAAGAUAUUAGCAUAUAAAUAUAUCCAUCUAAGGUUUUCUGUUAUCAAGCCCUUUCAGUUUAAUUUUGUAAACAAAACAGCUGAAGUUUCUUCAGCGUAAUGCUGCAAUUAUUUUUGAAAGCAUUAAGUUGUUCUUCAGUCAAUACAUGAAUUUGUUCACAACUGUCUGAGAGCAGGAACUUUCUUUUAGUUUGUAUCAUUCCUUUAAGAAUGCAUGUUUUAGCACAUAUUGAUUUUAUUGUUCAAAAAUUGAGGGCAAGUUGAAAGACAGAUGAGAAACUUUUUUUAUUAUUAUUGUUUUUGUUUUAUUUUUUUUUAACACCACGGGUGCAAUAAAAAGCACUCAAGGUGCUGCCUUUGUGGGCUAUGUGCUAUUAUGUACCCCAAGCCUGCUAAGACAGGGAGUUUCUACAGGCACCUUGAAGCGCUUUCUAAGGUAAUCAGAUAUAGUGACAUCAAUUGUGCAUAUUUUCAUACAGAAAUGUAAAUAUAUGCUAAGGAUAAAAAGAAAACUUAAAAAUAAUAAUUUACUGUACCUUAAACUGUUUUGCAAUGUGGGGUUAAAAGUAGAUAGAGGUAUAUACUGUAUGUGUUAUUAAAAAAAGAUGAUUUUAAAAAGAAAGACCUAAACUCAGACAGCAGCUGUAUUUGCUCAUUUUAAUUUCUGUAUUAUGUGCUUGGCCUCACAAUGAGCCAUCUGUGGGGUCAUUUAGGCACUCCAAGUGGCAGGAUCCAGGUAAACGUCUGUCAUAGACUGAUAGUAAAUUAUAGAGGCUCAAUCUAUAUAGAUUUGAAUUCAGCUUCAUGGUUUACAUGCUGUUUCAAGUUACUUUGUUGGAAAAGCAACUGUAAUUCCAUGUGGACCAAUCACAACACCCAGAGUCUGACAUGUGAUCUUUUAUUGUGCAAUAAAAGAUGACUUUCAACUUUUA